Molecule: messenger RNA, 1768 nt
Organism: Lutzomyia longipalpis
Lineage: Eukaryota; Metazoa; Arthropoda; Insecta; Diptera; Psychodidae
Gene: ktub
Product: protein king tubby 1
Exons: 6
Coding region: 248-1471 (407 amino acids)
Biological process (GO): protein localization to cilium
Cellular component (GO): cilium
Source: RefSeq, a predicted model, not a curated record
AUGCCAUUUCUGUUAGGAAAUCUCAAGGAGCCGCAAAGUAUUUUUCGACUCCGCAGGUAAAAAUGUUCGGCGUAACGUCUUUUUGACGUGACGACGCGGUCAUCAAAACACAAGAAUUUUCUUCUUUCGCACUAGAAAAGCCCAACUAUCCGCUUACUAAAAAUCCCCCCGUUAUUCCCUCAUUUCGUGCAAACUUGUUUUCUGAACUAGUGGUGCCCCAGAAGUGCUACAGAAGACUCCAACAGCAAUGGCCCUCAAUAGUCGACAUCAAAAAUUGGAACAGCAGCGUCAGCUGAUGGAAGCGUACAUCAAGCAGAAACGAGCGUCUCCGGGAAUGAUUCAGGCCAGUGAUUUGCAGAUCACGCGGCCAAUGUCCGGAGCACGUGGUGGUCGUGAUUUGGCGCCAACACAUGCCUACGACGGGCCCCUUCAAUUUAUGACACACUCCGCCAAUCCCGAUGAGAUUCUACCUGCAAAAACUACCCCAACGAGUGGUGCAGAAGACCUUAUUCAGGACAUCGAAACGACAACAGCACACGAGGACGAGGACGAGGAAAGUACACCAAUCGAACCCGUAGCAACGACGCCCACAAAGGGUAAAUACGGGGAACGCCAUAGUGUGGGAAGUAUGAGAAACUCUGCAACACCCGUGUCGCCGGCUUCCAAUACCAAAUCCCCCCAGAUGCCGAGCAAUGAGCGCGAAGGGGAUGUUGUUGGUCAAAUUGAGCAAUGGGUAACGGCUCCAGCGCAUCAAGGUGUCCUCUAUAAGUGCCGUAUUACGCGAGAUCGAAAGGGUAUGGAUCGCGGACUAUUUCCCAUCUACUACCUGCACCUUGAGAAGGACUACGGGAAGAAGGUGUUUUUACUUGCUGGCCGAAAACGAAAAAAGAGUAAGACAUCGAAUUACGUGAUAAGUUGCGAUCCAACAGAUCUUUCGCGUCAAGCUGAUGGAUUUGUCGGGAAGCUACGAUCGAAUAUCUUUGGAACGACCUUCUUCGUUUACGACAGUGGCAACAAAGUCAAUGCAGAUACCCCAAGGCAGGACCUAGCUGUGGUAAUCUAUGAUACAAAUAUUCUGGGUUUCAAGGGGCCAAGGAAUAUGACGGUACUUUUGCCAGGAAUGACAGAAGAAGAUCAACGUGUGAGAAUAAGUUCCUGUGAUACACACCAACAGGGCCUUCUAGAUAGUUGGAAGAAUAAGAAUACGGAUAACAUUGUGGAGCUUCACAACAAAACACCCGUCUGGAAUGAUGAGACGCAAUCGUACGUGCUCAACUUCCACGGUCGCGUCACUCAGGCGUCCGUGAAGAAUUUCCAACUAAUCCACGACUCGGAUCCUGACUACAUUGUCAUGCAAUUCGGUCGGACGUCCGAGGAUAUCUUCACAAUGGAUUUCCGAUAUCCGCUGUGUGCCCUGCAGGCUUUCGCCAUUGCACUUAGCAGUUUUGACGGCAAAUUGGCAUGUGAAUAAAAUUUCGCGCCGCACAAAAUACAAACUUUGCUCAACUUUUCUUUCUAUAAAAGAAAAAAAAAGAAAACUUUUUCGAUAAAGUGAAAAUUCCCAGCAACACAUUUCGUGUGGGUGUGUGCUGUGAGGAAUUUAUUGCUUUGCCAGUGUGCGUGAUGUUUUGUUUGCGAGGUGUGAAAAAAUCGAAACAAAAAAAUUAACUAUAAAAAAUCACUUUGCGUUGCCUUAAAAGCAGAGACGAUAAAUCUCGAAUAUCAUGUGUUGAGAUAUUUAUUUAAUUAACAAGAGAAAAAAGAAAAA